CGCGGGUUGAAGGCAGCGACCCCAAUAACGUGGUAUUUAGCCCUUGGAAUGCGAAUUUCAUCAGGGGAACAACGCCAAAAAAAAACGUCUAUUUUACCCCCCGCCCCCCAGGAACGCGAUUGGCCUAGUUUUGAGUAGCAAUUGUGCGGGUUUAGUUGUGAAAACCUGGCAACCCUGGUUCUAGACUCUCGCUCUCGCGCAGCUCUGGAAAGUUCGUCGAGUCGCUUCAGUUUCCAACGGCGCGCCGAUCGUUUUAUAAAUACCUCGCACAGCUCGUCCGUGGACUUAAAAACUACCAUUAACAAGCACGAACCGCAAAAAUAUUCGCCGUGGAUCACCGAAUCCAUUCCUAAUCGCGUUAUUAAUUCCAUUUAGCCCUGCAGCCGUCGAGUGAUUAAUCCAGUGAUUUAUGUGAAGGAAAGACCUCAGAAGACGGUCUGUGAGGAGAGUGCUUCUAAGUUAUUUUUGGGGCCGUUUCGAAGGAAAUAUCCAUUUUAAAUCAAAGAUGACUGCAGAAGAGGUGGUGAAUGAAGGCUGCAGCACCUCCAUCGAGGGUGAAGACAUCACCCCGAAGAAAGAUGGAGGUGUUUUAAAGAUGGUCAAGAAGGAGGGUACAGGCACCGAGUUGCCUAUGACCGGUGAUAAAGUAUUUGUACACUAUGUUGGAACACUGCUUGAUGGCACGCCGUUCGACUCCAGCCGUGAUCGAGGAGAGAAGUUCUCCUUUGAGCUGGGCAAAGGUCAGGUGAUCAAAGCAUGGGACAUCGGUGUGGCCACGAUGAAGAUUGGCGAGAUCUGCCAACUGAUUUGCAAACCUGAGUAUGCCUAUGGAGCUGCUGGCAGCCCACCCAAAAUCCCACCCAACGCUACCCUUGUGUUCCAGGUGGAGUUGUUUGAGUUUCACGGGGAGGACAUCACAGAUGAAGAAGAUGGUGGAAUUAUUCGCAGGAUCAUCACUAAGGGGGAGGGGUACACAAAGCCUAAUGAGGGUGCAUCUGUGGAAGUGUGGUUGGAGGGCUGUCAUGAGGACCGCGUUUUCGACGAGCGUGAGCUGAAGUUUGAGGUGGGAGAAGGAGAUAGUUUGGGUCUGCCUCCAGGUGUGGAGAAAGCCCUGCAGGCAAUGGAACAGGGAGAAGAGGCGCUCUUCACCAUCAAACCAAAGUAUGGCUUUGGAACUGCUGGCAGCAACAAAUUCGACAUUCCACCUAAUGCUACGCUGCAGUACAAAAUCAAAUUGAAAGCAUUUGAGAAGGCAAAAGAAUCCUGGGAGAUGAACACGACUGAGAAACUAGAACAGAGUGCCAUCGUCAAAGAGAAAGGAACUCAGUAUUUUAAGGAGGGGAAAUAUAAGCAGGCAGCCACGGAAUACAAACGCAUUGUGUCCUGGUUGGAGCACGAGUCUAGUAUGCAGCCGGACGAGGAAGAGAAAGCCAAAGCUCUGCGAUUGGCUGCUCAUCUCAACCUAGCUAUGUGCUACCUAAAGCUGCAUGAACCAAAUCCUGCCCUCGAGAACUGUGACAAGUGGAAUUCAUAA
Sinocyclocheilus grahami is the source of this 1534-nucleotide messenger RNA. RefSeq names its product peptidyl-prolyl cis-trans isomerase FKBP4-like. The record is from RefSeq and is a predicted model, not a curated record. NCBI's taxonomy places the organism in Eukaryota, Metazoa, Chordata, Actinopteri, Cypriniformes, Cyprinidae. Bases 506 to 1534 code for a protein of 342 amino acids. The transcript has 9 exons. Gene Ontology annotation, molecular function: protein binding; peptidyl-prolyl cis-trans isomerase activity.